AUGGCCGCCACCAUAACGUUCCCACUCACCUCUCCACCUAGGUGCGAUGGCUGCCUUGAGAAAUCCCGAUCCAUAGCACAACUCGAGCACUGUAUCGCCGACCUUCACUGGAUCCGGAAUGAAGAAAAGCUCUUGGACUCAGUGAUCACAUUGGGCGCUGGUCCGCCUGUUAAUUCCGAGCUAAACUCCACCAUUUAAACGAACUCCCGGGGCUCUUGCUCUCCCUGCCUGGUACAGUCAGCAAAGUUGUUGUCCAUGUGGGAUGCAAUGAAACUGCUCGCAAGCAGUCCGAGCUCUUAAAAAUUGAUUUUAGAGACCUGCUCAGGCUCCUGCGCACCACGGGGAAGGCCGUCUUCAUCUCCGGCUCAAUCCCGACACUGGCCCGGGGAGCAGAGCGGUUCAGCCGUCUGCUCAGCCUCAACACCUGGCUGCUUUCCGCCUGCAGAGACUAUCAGGUUGGUUUUAUCGACAAUUUUAAUCUAUUUUGGAAUCGCUACUCCGCAUAA
Messenger RNA from Xyrichtys novacula (pearly razorfish), 506 nucleotides. The record is from the annotation of a GenBank genome assembly. Lineage: Eukaryota; Metazoa; Chordata; Actinopteri; Labriformes; Labridae.